AUGUUUUUUAAUCCUUCUAUUGGGUCUAUUGUGAAUUAUCCACUAGGUCGUUAUACAAACGAAGCGAUGACAGCCAUUGCGAUGGUGCUAAGCAGUUCCGUACUCACGCGAGUGGAUCCUCGUCUGGCUAGAAUGAUCGCGCAUUCCCCGGGUUAUCUGGACAUGGCACAUUUCGGUCUCAGAUCAGCUCCGCCCUCAACCUCAUCCACAAUGAAUACCGGCCCCGGUUCGUCUGGUUAUCAGAGUGGUUCUGCCGGUGCUGCAGGCUCGUCAACCACACGUCUCUCCGGUCUGAUCCAUUCGAAUCUCUCCUAUUCCGGUGGGACGCGAUUGGUCGCCUAUAAUGCACAAUACGAAUUGGCCAAAUCGUAUCCUGCAUUGCUGGUGAUUCCUGCGGUAAGUUUCCCCGGUUAA
Echinostoma caproni is the source of this 414-nucleotide messenger RNA. The record is from the annotation of a GenBank genome assembly. Lineage: Eukaryota; Metazoa; Platyhelminthes; Trematoda; Plagiorchiida; Echinostomatidae.